AUGGCACUACCAAAGACCCAGACUGCAGUAAUCCAGUCGCAAGCAGCAUCCAGAGAAUCCGGUCUCCGUCUAGCCGUCAGCACCUCCAAGCCCAUCCCAGAACUACCAACGCCAUACCAUGUUCUCAUCCGCGUCCUCGCCGUGGGCCUCAAUCCCACAGACUACAAGAUGGUCACCCACUUCUUCAUGGAAGGCAACACAGUAGGGUGCGACUUUAGCGGGAUCGUCGAAGUCGCAGGCUCAUCGUCCAUCGUGCCCUCCGGUGUCCGGGUCUGCGGCGCUGACUUCCCUUACCGCCCUGACAACUCUUCAAACGGUGCCUUUGCGCAAUACGUUGUCGCGGAUUCGCGGCAUACGAUCAGAGUGCCGGACGGGUGGAGCGAUACGCAGGCGGCGGCAUUAGGGUCUAUCGGAUGGUGUACGGCAUGUCUGGCCAUCUCAGACCCAGAGGCACUGAAUCUGAAGGGACUGCCGUCGCGUCCCGCAGAGAAGCCGAGUCCUGUGUUGGUUUACGGCGGUGCUACGGCGACGGGCAUCAUGGCUAUACAAAUGCUGAAGCACGUGCUGGCCAGGGUCGGAGCGAGAUACGCAUGCCUUGAAGAUUGCCCCAAGCAAUGGCGAACAAGGCGCGCUGUCAAGUCGAAGGCAGUCAUGGGGUUUGAGGCACUUGGGUACGACGUUGACUUGGGCCAUCCGACAUACUCGCGGAAGGCGAACUUUGAACUCCACGAUGUUGCUGCGCGGUGGGCUGGAGAAGUGCAGUCGUUGUUGGAAAGCAAACAGCUGGAGACGCAGCCCAUCAAAGAGGUGAGUGGUGGUUUCGAGGGGGUCAUCAAAGCGCUUGAAAUGUUGCAAAGUGGCGAAGUCAAGGGCGAGAAGCUCGUGGUCCAAGUAUCAAGUUAG
Molecule: messenger RNA, 903 nt
Organism: Colletotrichum chrysophilum
Lineage: Eukaryota; Fungi; Ascomycota; Sordariomycetes; Glomerellales; Glomerellaceae
Product: putative secondary metabolism biosynthetic enzyme
Exons: 2
Coding region: 1-903 (300 amino acids)
Molecular function (GO): oxidoreductase activity, acting on NAD(P)H
Source: RefSeq, a predicted model, not a curated record